UGUCUCCCCGCAGGUUUGAGCUGAUGCGCAUGUGCUGGCAGUACAACCCCAAGAUGAGGCCCUCCUUCCUGGAGACCAGCAGCAGCUUCAAGGACGAGAUGGAGCCCGGCUUCCAGGAGGUGUCCUUCUACUACAGCGAGGAGAACAGGCUGCCCGAACCCGAGGAGCUGGACCUGGAGCCGGAGAACAUGGAGAGCGUCCCCCUGGACCCCUCGGCCUCCUCGUCCUCCCUGCUGCUGCCCGACAGACACUCAGGACACAAGGCCGAGAAUGGCCCUGGCCCCGGCCCCGGCGUGCUGGUCCUGCGAGCCAGCUUUGACGAGAGACAGCCUUACGCGCACAUGAACGGGGCCGCAAGAACGAGCGGGCCCUGCCUCUGCCCCAGUCUUCGACCUGCUGCUCCUGGAGCCGAGUCCCGGGCAAAGAGUAAUGCGCGCAGGCUCAGCGGCGGGUGGGGGGAGAGCGCUAACAAUCUAUCCGCAGCCUCCUGUACCUCAGUGGAUCUUCAGAACCGCCACUGCUGCCCACGGGAGACGGCUUCUCUGCAGUGAACACAUUUGGGAUGUUCCUUUUUUCAAUAUGCAAGCAGCUUUUUAUUUCCCUGCCCAAACCCUUAACUGACACGGGCCUUUAAGGACCUUAAGGACAACACUUAAUAGCAACCGACGCCCUGAGAAUCGGGUCUCCUCACACUCUCUCUCUGUCUCUCCUCCUCCUCCCUCUCAUCUCUCUUUCUCUCCGUCUCUCUCCUUUCUCUCUCUUCCUGCUUCGUGAUGGAAACACACUAGCCGCAAGCCCAGCCAGGACACCUUUUUCUAUUGGGUGGCCCCACGUGGCCCCUGAACACACCUGCUGUUCACCAUAGGUCU
Vicugna pacos (alpaca) is the source of this 869-nucleotide messenger RNA. NCBI's taxonomy places the organism in Eukaryota, Metazoa, Chordata, Mammalia, Artiodactyla, Camelidae. The record is from RefSeq and is a predicted model, not a curated record.